Messenger RNA from Larimichthys crocea (large yellow croaker), 882 nucleotides. RefSeq names its product inosine triphosphatase (nucleoside triphosphate pyrophosphatase) (gene itpa). The coding region runs from base 14 to 661 and encodes 215 amino acids. The record is from RefSeq and is a predicted model, not a curated record. Lineage: Eukaryota; Metazoa; Chordata; Actinopteri; Sciaenidae. Gene Ontology annotation, biological process: nucleoside triphosphate catabolic process. Gene Ontology annotation, cellular component: cytoplasm. Gene Ontology annotation, molecular function: nucleoside triphosphate diphosphatase activity. The transcript has 8 exons.
CACCAAUAAGAAGAUGAGCGCCCGGGUUGUGGUCAGCAUGGCUGUGCCUGCAGGGAGGUCUGUGGUGUUCGUGACUGGAAACGCCAAAAAACUCGAAGAGGUCAUUCAGAUCCUGGGAGACAAGUUUCCACACAAACUAGUGUCCAGGAAGAUUGACUUGCCUGAAUACCAAGGAGAGCCGGAUGAAAUCUCAAUACAUAAGUGCAAAGAGGCUGCACGGCAGGUUGAUGGGCCAGUCAUAGUGGAGGACACGUGUCUGUGCUUCAAGGCUUUGGGAGGCCUGCCCGGUCCUUACAUAAAAUGGUUCCUGGAUAAACUCAAGCCUGAAGGUUUGCACAAACUCCUCGCCGGGUUUGAGGAUAAAUCAGCGUGGGCUCUCUGCACAUUUGCUUUCUCUGCUGGGAAAGAUGAACCAGUAACGCUCUUCAGAGGGAAAACAGAGGGACUCAUUGUGGAACCCAGAGGGCCUCGAGACUUUGGAUGGGAUCCCUGUUUCCAGCCAGACGGAUACGACAAAACCUAUGCCGAACUGCCAAAAGAAGUGAAGAAUACGAUCUCUCACCGCUACCGGGCGCUUGCUGCCAUGUCCGAGCACUUCUCUCAAACCAACGAUACCUCACCACAGGAAAAGAAGAAGAAGAAGAAGGAGGAGGAGGAUUAAAGAGUCUUAUCAGGCCAACGUCCGGCUCUGAAUCUUUAUCAAACCUCAAGUUACUGGAUUGGAUUUCACUAAGCAGAGGAUAUUUACUACUACUUUAAUUGUUGAGUCAGAAAAGUACUAUAUGGAUGUUAUUACUUAUGUGUGAUCACAAUGUCUGCUUGUAGGAUCUGCAGUGCAUAAUAACGGUUUAUUUUCAAUAAACAUUUUAAUUCCUAAAGAAA